UCGGGGGGAGAAAACGAGAAGGUGUGCGGAGGGCGGUCGUAAAAUUUAAGCUGAAAUUAAACGAAACUACGAGCAAUCGGCGUUUCUCAUUCGACGGUAAAUUGAACUUUAAGUUCCACUUAAACAGUAAGUGGAAACGAUGGAACAGGUCUUAGAAUUUCAACCUUCCCCUAUUACCCUAUCGCGAUGAAUUAGUUGGACGGGUUUGUUUAACGAAAGUAUUCGAGAGUGCUCAUUAAGUAUUCGCUACAUCGGAGGGUUGAUAUAAUUGCAACUUCGUUCUCUCGCUUCUGGCGACAUAAAUUUCAAUUAACGAAGCGAGCUACCUGAUCGACUUUGUAAACAGAGGAACCGGUAUUAAUUGAACCUCUGUUAUUCAAAUGGUAUACUAUUCGAACGUUCAACCGACGGGAAUCCAGUAAAAGUAAAUCCUUGUUGUAUUCGGGGGUAGGUAGACAGAGAUGGCGGAGAAGGGAUUAGAGAGUUGAAGGGAAUGCCGGUGGUAACUUUUCUCCUGGGUGAGCUGCUGAGCUCGUCAAUAAGAUUUCAUGGUUCAGGUGGACCUUUACUCGAAUAACGGACCAAGUAUAAAAAUGCAUGCAAUUUAUUCGUUCAAUGUGAAAUCAGAAAUUAAUUGUGUUAUUCAGAUUGAAGGUUGGAUCGAUCGAAUAAUAUAUAUUCUAAAAUCGUUUCUCUUUUAUUCCUUUCUCGACGUUUUUUUAUCUAAUGAAUUAUGCACAUUUCUGCUUCUUCGCAGGUCCUACUGUAGAUGACAGAAUUUAUUUAUGGCGUGCUUCCAAAAGGGUCGUGGCGAAAUAAAAUUUAUGAUUCGACUGUGCCAAUAGCAAACUUUCCUGGAUUGUAUUCGAAGAUUCCCUUUAACUCGCAUAUCGGAGGAGGAUUGCAGCUUCUGUUCGUGAUGACAGCAAUGUCGAGGCAGCGGUACGCGAACCGCACCAGCGGGAACAGAUAAGGAAGGGAGGAGCCACGCGUCGGGCAAUCAUGUGUAGUGUCAUGUGGCUCCUUCGGCUCCUAACGAUUUGCUGCCUCGUUUAUCUAUCGGCGUCCGACUCCCACACAGAUUUACCACUGAUAACGGAUUCAGUAUCGUCGAAAGCAACGACGGCGGCGAAGCGCUCGGUACCGACGGACGCGCCGAUGCUGUACUACAUAUUCGAUGCCCACAGUACGCUGAACAAACACCAGCAUCAUCACGAUCAUCGGUGGGGUCCUCAUUUCGAGGGCGAGGGGAAGAAUAUGACCGUGCAGGCUGGCGGAAGCGCCAUCCUCGACUGCAGGAUAUCCUUGCUGCAAGACAAAACCGUGUCCUGGGUACGAAGACAGGAUAACGGCGAGAAGGUAAACUUGCUGACGGUGGGUCAACAAACAUAUAUAGGAGAUCCACGGUAUACAGUGAAGUUCCAGUACCCAGACAACUGGCGUCUACAAAUUAAACCAGUGAACAGUAGCGAUGAGGGCCAGUACGAGUGCCAAGUCAGCACUCAUCCGCCCAAGCAUAUUCACGUGAAUCUCCACAUCAACGCGCCGUCCGUCCAAAUAGUGGACGCCCUGGGUGAGCCCCUGAGGGACAAGUAUUAUGAGGCCGACAGCACCAUCGAGCUAUUGUGCGUUGUGCGACACAUAGCGAUGCAAGUGCAGUACAGUGUCGUCCAGUGGCUCCACGGCAAUCGAAUUCUGAACUACGACACGACGAGGGGCGGUAUCAGCGUGAAAACGGACCUAAUGGAAGAGGGGGCCAAUUCGACUCUCAGCAUAGCGAGGGUGGGACCAGCUGACAGCGGAAACUACACGUGCCAUCUCACCACCAUGCCUGAUCAACCUGCCACAGUUCACGUACACGUACUGAACGGAGAAAGCUUAGCCGAGUUGCAUCACGGGAGCGCAGAGGCCGUCGGAACCAGCGGCGGCGCCGUCGGUUCGUUGCUUCUGCUUCUGUCCGUUCUUCUCGGCUGGAUACAACAGGUGCUCAGAUGAAGGCCCGACGACGUUCGUUGCGUCCCAGGGAAGGCGUGAAACGAGCACCGCGACGCUCCGUCACGACGCCGAACAUCGUCGUGACACGGCGCCGCGACACAAUACGGACUUUUAUAUUAUCGCUGAAGAAUGGACGUAGCGGAGUGUGUACGCGAACAAGAGAGCGAGAAAGGAAAAAACGGAGGGUGGGAAAAAAAAAAUAAUGUACGAACGAGAAGCAAGUCUAAGGGGUCGGGGGCGAGGGGAAGUGAAAAGAGGGUCGUAGCGUCGCGAGAGAAUGGGGUUGCGCGCACGACGGGGCCGGGAGGGGUUGACAGCGCUGUUCCGGCAUUGUUCUUGGUCCGAUUGGAAGUGACUCUUUCCGCGUCGCUGCGCGUCAGUGUUUCUGUUUCGCGACUAUCCCUGAGUCCUGUUCGAGACCCGACCAAAAGUGCGUCAACUUUCGAGGGUUUGUCUUACAGGUAUGCCUCGUGGCCGUUGAGUUUUCGGAGAUCGUGGUUGGUCUCGAUGGUUUGCGAGAGGUGAUAAGGAUGUCAGGUAAUCGUUUGAAAGAAUUGUACGUUGUUGAGCGUGUAAUUGAUGCGAAACGAGGACUGUCGGAUUUCAAACAGCAGGAUUUGGUCGUGUUUUUAUUAUAGGAAUCCACCUUAGUCUCUGUGAUGAGGGAGACGUCCAGUCUGAUGGAGAUUUGCGCAAACGUUGGUCCAAUCUAGGAAGUAUGUCGUAUUUCGUUGAUACUACUUUUUGGAGGAGGCUCUUUAUUGGAGGCUGCAAGGUUUUUGUGUGUCUAUACAAGUCUUGAAUUAUUAAAAAUGUUGAAAUUUGUUGGUAAUAAAAAUUGUCUUUGAGGGACUGUUCAUAUUAGUACUAAAGCGUGUUUUUAUUCUUUUGCAACAUAUAUGGUAUAAUUAGUUACCCUGAAUUUUUGUCUUUGAAUGGAGAAGAUAUUCAUUGUAGUACAUUGAAGGAGAUACAGUAUAUACAUACAUACGUGAAUUUUAACAAUUUCAGUAUUAUUUGUUGAUUUAUUCUUAGCGAAAGGUUUCUUUAAACAUAGACUAGUUUCUAUGUUCAAAUUGUGUUGAUUGUGUUGUGUUCACAAUACAAAUACAGAAAUAAAGUUUGAGGGGAAUAAAGAGAGUUCAAAUCAAAGAUAAACAAUAUAGAUAUUGAAUAUUGGGUUAGUCCCAACUGAUACACAUUGGUGUAUCAAUAAUAAAUCAGAUAUUAAAAAUGUAAAUAAUAAAUAAUGCGACUUCAGAGUAAAGUCCUAUUACAAAGAAUUAAAAACUGAGAUGAACGGGUUGGAUUCCUCCCAACUGAUACACGUUGGUAAUAAAAAUAAAAUAGAGAUGAAAAAUGUAGUAAACGAUCGUGUAAUUUCAAAAUCACGCGUGGUUACGGAGAGUUUGGAUCCGAUGGGACGGGGUAGGUGGUUCCCUUGUGAGAAACGCUAUGCCACGAAUUUCCGUUCGCGCGUUCCACGACCACUGACGCGUAGAUGACGCAUAAAUACGAGGCGCUAGGACCCCGAGGGUGGAGGAUGCGGGAACCGCGUGCCACUGAUUUCCCGCACGACGUGUGCAAGUAAACAACACCCUCGAAUCGCGUGUUCGGAAACGGCAGUUUACCCCGUAUAUUUCCUUGACGCAUUCACUGCCGCUCCGACAUUUUAACACCCGCCCACUAGAAACUCAUUAUAGGAUAACAUCCUUCGAGCGAAUAUACACCACGGGAUGAAAUUAUUGGACACCCCUGUGAUACCACUUGCUACUUUCAGUUGAACAAUCGAAAUGAUGGGAGGAACGUGUUAUGGAUAAGGUUACUUAGUUUGGUUAUUUAUAAAGCACUCAGUUCACAGAACCUGUCAUCGAGCCUGAUAUAUUUUCAUUUCUUUGACUCUUUAAUAGUAUUUCAAUUUUUUUUUUUUUUUUAUACUAUUUCUAUAAAAGUAUGUAUUCCAGAGAAAGUUUAAAUGGUGUGAUUCUAUUAUUAGGUAGACUGGAAAGUAGUGUCGUUUCUUUUACAUUAAAUGCAAACAAAUUUUUAAUAAAUUUCUAUAGAUCCUGAACACCCUUAAUAAUGAAUGAAUGAAAUCUUCUUGAAUCUGAAAUUAACUUCAAAUACGUUAAUAAGUUUUUCGGAUUUAGUAUAAUAUCAUAAAAAAUCCGUGAAACGCGCGAUAGUUUUGAAAACUGCUCAAAAUCCAAGGGGUGUUCAAUUAUUUUGUCGCGGAGCGUAUCUCCGAGCCUCUGUUAUGCUGUUACGCUCAUUUUGACGGCUCGAGUGCAGGCUGAUGGCUCGGUAGAACCUGAGUCGUGACUUCUCUCGCGAGGGCUGUUCAAAAUUCACGAGGGCUGAACCACACGGUUCAUUGUUUUAGGCAUGUUUUUUAAAGCUCAUCCCUUUGUUGCGUAAUGGUCCAGUGAAAAUCAUUUCUGAAAAGUUCCCCGAGGAAAAGUUUACAGGAUUUACGUGCGAUGUCUUCUUGUGGAGACGUCUAGUAGCUCUGCAGUUUCAGCCACUUGUAUUUUAAUUGAACUUUUUAAUUAAUUCAUGAGCGUUCGUGUAACAAAAAAUUUCUUUUUGUAAGAUGAAAAUAUAAUUGUGCUACGGAGGGUUCACGAACCAAGUAUUUCAAGCAUCGAAGAUGUGGUUGAUAAACGAUCGAAGCAUAUGGAGCAUCGAGCUGUUGUGUUUAAGAAGAAUUUUAUUAAUGGAACUGUUACAUUUAAAUACAAAUUCUAUUACCAGGAUCAUUAUAAUAUAUGUACAUUUAGGAUGGCUCUACGAAAAGCGUCGGGAACAACAAAAAGAAUUCGAAACCUCUAAAUGUUCUUGCCAAUCCCUGUUGCAAAGUAAGGGGUUAAAUAAUCCAUUUGCGGUCGCACCUUUCAUUCUCGCAAGAAACAUUAAUCUCCAGGAAUAUCGUGAAUAAAUACUUCAACUCUCUACGUCUCACAAAUAUCGUUCACGCACGAUAAAUUCUAUUUCACAAUUAUUUCAGUUAAUUUCGUUUAUUACAACUAUAACGAAUCGUGCCUUCGGUAAUGAAAUGAAAUAAUUACAAACGAUAUAAUUUAAUGUACCCGUAGUAACAAUACGAUUAAUUCGAACAAUUCAGCAAUGCUAAUUUCAUUUACGAUCUCGUACGAAAUAAUUGCAAAUUAUAUUAAUUUCACCCAAUGUUACAAAUUGAACGAAAGGAAUUAAUUUAAUCUGCACGUCAAACGAGAUGAUCGUGAAUAGGAUUAACGUAGCAAGACGUAGAAGAAUAUGACGAACUUUUCCGCGACCGCAAAUGUAGAACAUCCUCCAACGAAAUUAUAUUUGAAUCACAAAUUUCUUUUUUUAUCCUCGAGCAUAGCGUGACGGACAUGUCAAACUCAUUUUCGCCCGAGGACCAACUUGCACUUUGCUACCAUGGCGUGGGAGUUCGAUUAUUUUGCAAUAGUCUACAGUAUUUCAAAUUUUAUUUUUCAAGAUUACUUUUUUAAAGAUUUACGAAAUUACUUAUUAUUCUGAACAUUGGAAAGUUAUCUUCAUUUUUAGGGUAUUUUAUUGUUUGUCACUGUUGAGAAAAAUUGUUUAGGUAAAUAUGUACCCCUAAACAUAAACAGAAUCCCUAUGAAUAACAUGGAUAAAAGUGGGAAAUUAAAUAUAAAAGAAGGCAGCAAGCUAUAAUGGGUAAUAAAUUAAAAAGUAAUUUCCAUUAACGUAACAAGUAGUACUAUUACACAAAAGUGAAGAGUACAUUUAUAAUAAUAGCCGAUUAAUUUGAAGCAUAAACUUGAACCACCCUCGCGAAAAACAGCUGCAGAUGAAUAUUCGAUACGGACCACUCGAGCGAGGCUCGAAUUAUCAGUAUUAUCUAGGUUUGUAAAGGACCCUGUUAACCCUUAAAUAGCCCCACUCUAAAGAUAAUUUACACACCGUUCCCUGUUCUACAUUGGCAACUUUUUAAUUCAAUUAAAAAAAUUAAAUACACUAUUUCCACAACAGGAAACAAAAUAAUAUUUAUUUAUUUAUCCAUGACUUAAUAAGAAGAAAUUUCCAUUUUUUAUUUGUACUAAAAUGACGAGCUACUUAAGGGUUAAAACGACGCGUAAAGGAAACCGGAAGUCUGAAAGAUGACACAGACCGUUCGACCAAACGAUAUAUCAUUCCAUCGUCCAACGCACGAUAAACGAUGGCAGGUUAAUUGUUAUAAAGUUGUAUUCUCGUAAAAUUACCGUUGUAUAAAGCAGACUCGACUCGAUUGGCAGCGAAUCUCGAGAGAAAGGAUAGUGUAUGUGAGACUUAUGCUGAAUGUUCUUCACUGAAACGAUGUUGUUUGAUUAAUUCGUGACAUCGACCACUUGGUUCGCGAAUAUAUCAGCAUUGUCGCAGAAUUUCCGCUCUGCUUAGACGCUAUCGGUGGAAAAUCGAGAGGCCAGAGGUUUUCGUGAAAGAAAUUAUUAUUGACAACGAUUUUCUCACUGGGGUAGAGUUUGCAUGUUAUUAUUGGACAGAAAAUGAUUGCUUAGCGAAAUUACAAUUGAAAUAUAAUCGAAACAAUCUUUGUUAGGUAAAUGGAACAAGAUCUUUUUCUCUUAUUUUAUUUAUUUAAUUUAGUAGGUUGGAAAUGAAAACGUAAUGUAAGCGCAAGAACAUUGCAUUAUACAUGUUUUAUUAGUUAGAGUUUAAAUAAAAAGCUGUGAUUUAUUUUAAAUAAAUUCAUUGAUUUGAAAGACUAUAAUGGCAUAAAAAUAAGAGGGUUAAAAAUUGUAAAUAUAAUAGGAAUAAUUCGAGCCUCUUUAAUUAUAUAAAUAACGAACAAAAAUUGUGCUAUUCAAUCUAAUGAAUCUAAUACGUAAAUUUGCAUACAGUGAUUUUGUUCACUGUGUCUACAAAAUAUUUCAAAUCGGAUUUUCCAGAAAAUCCGGUUAGGAAAAAAAUUGUAUUCCACACUUUUAAAGUGUCUUUUGCAGUCACUUUCUUUUCGAUUUUACCAUGCAACAUCAUCGCUGGUCUUUGUAAAAAAAACGAAUCGAUUAUCGCAGAUGACUGUAGACAUUACUGAUAUCAUAUUCUUCCUCGUACAACGACAUUGAUCACGAAACGUUUCACUUAUUAGCUAAUUGAUUAGUCUAUUCUCGAACAACACACGACAAAAAUGACUAACUUAAAUACAAAGAUUAGCGUCGUUUGAUAAGGGAAGGAGGUAUUCGCGAAUCAAGCUGAAACUGUAAAUUAAUGAAAGUCGCGAAUAAAAUUAACGAUAGUCCCUGUCACGGAUUAAUGGUUCGAACAUGUGUUAAGCGUUUCCUCGCGCGAUUCAAAGGACUGUAUAUCAAGGAACGCGAAAGUAUAUUAGAGAGAAUGAGUUAUCAACUGCCAACCUGAUCCUGAGCUCAUCAAUUAGUGAUUCGCAGCGAAGUUUUAAGCGAAGGCAGAGCGACACGAAAAUGCCACGUGUUUUACAUAAAGUCGUUUGUUUCUUUUUUUCGCCGACGUUCGUUAAUAUAACAUAUGAAAGAGAUGGAGGACGCAGACAGUUCACGAGUAAACGAAAUGUCCUCGUGUCGGGGCAGAUCGCACAGUAAUACUUGAAUUCGACGUAAAACUCAAAGUUUUCUCCGAUGGCGAGAUUAUGAAAUAUACGA
Hylaeus volcanicus is the source of this 7640-nucleotide messenger RNA. RefSeq names its product zwei Ig domain protein zig-8-like. The coding region runs from base 1003 to 1995 and encodes 330 amino acids. The transcript is spliced from 8 exons. The record is from RefSeq and is a predicted model, not a curated record. Gene Ontology annotation, biological process: synapse organization. Gene Ontology annotation, cellular component: neuron projection membrane. NCBI's taxonomy places the organism in Eukaryota, Metazoa, Arthropoda, Insecta, Hymenoptera, Colletidae.